AUGAGUGGCCUCGGGGACAGUUCAUCCGACCCUGCUAACCCAGACUCACAUAAGAGGAAAGGAUCGCCAUGUGACACACUGGCAUCAAGCACUGAAAAGAGGCGCAGGGAGCAAGAAAAUAAGUAUUUAGAAGAGCUAGCUGAGUUACUGUCUGCUAACAUCAGUGACAUUGACAGUUUGAGUGUAAAGCCAGACAAAUGCAAGAUUUUGAAGAAGACAGUCGAUCAGAUACAGCUAAUGAAAAGAAUGGAACAAGAGAAAUCCACAACUGAUGAUGAAGUGCAGAAGUCAGAUAUCUCGUCCAGCAGUCAGGGAGUCAUAGAAAAGGAAUCCCUGGGACCUCUUCUGUUGGAGGCUUUGGAUGGAUUUUUCUUUGUUGUGAACUGUGAAGGGAGAAUUGUAUUUGUGUCAGAGAAUGUGACCAGCUACUUGGGUUACAAUCAGGAGGAAUUAAUGAAUACCAGUGUCUACAGCAUAUUGCAUGUGGGGGAUCAUGCAGAGUUUGUGAAGAAUCUGCUCCCAAAAUCACUAGUAAAUGGAGUUCCUUGGCCUCAGGAGGCAACACGACGAAAUAGCCAUACCUUUAACUGCAGGAUGCUAAUUCACCCUCCAGAUGAGCCAGGCACCGAGAACCAAGAAGCUUGCCAGCGGUAUGAAGUCAUGCAGUGUUUCACUGUGUCACAGCCAAAAUCAAUUCAAGAGGAUGGAGAAGAUUUCCAGUCAUGUUUGAUUUGUAUUGCACGGCGAUUACCUCGGCCUCCAACUAUUACAGGUGUAGAAUCCUUUAUGACCAAGCAAGAUACUACAGGUAAAAUCAUCUCUAUUGAUACCAGUUCCCUGAGAGCUGCCGGCAGAACUGGCUGGGAAGAUUUAGUGAGGAAGUGCAUUUAUGCUUUUUUCCAGCCCCAGGGCAGAGAACCAUCUUACGCCAGACAACUAUUUCAAGAAGUGAUGACUCGUGGCACUGCCUCCAGCCCAUCCUAUAGAUUCAUAUUGAAUGAUGGGACAAUGCUUAGCGCCCACACCAAGUGUAAACUUUGCUACCCUCAAAGUCCAGACAUGCAACCUUUCAUCAUGGGAAUUCAUAUCAUCGACAGGGAACACAGUGGUCUUUCUCCUCAAGAUGACACUAAUUCUGGAAUGUCAAUUCCCCGAGUAAACCCCUCCGUCAAUUCUAGUAUCUCGCCAGCUCAUGGUGUGGCCCGUUCAUCCACAUUGCCACCAUCCAGCAACAACAUGGUAUCCCCCAGAGUAAACCGCCAACAGAGCUCAGACCUCCAUAGCAGCAGUCAUAGUAAUUCUAGCAACAGCCAAGGGAGUUUUGGAUGCUCACCUGGAAAUCAGAUUGUAGCCAGUGUUGCCUUAAACCAGGGACAGACCAGUUCCCAGAGCACUAACCCCUCUUUAAACCUCAAUAAUUCUCCUAUGGAAGGUACAGGAAUAUCUCUUGCACAGUUCAUGUCUCCGAGGAGACAAGUUAGUUCUGGAUUGGCACCAAGGCCCAGGAUGCCAAACAAUUCGUUCCCUCCUAAUAUUCCAACAUUAAGCUCCCCCGUUGUCAUGACAGGUACUGCCUGUAAUAAUAGUAACCGAUCUUACUCAAACAUCCCAGUAACAUCUUUACAGAGCAUGAAUGAAGGACCCAAUAACUCUGUUGGCUUCUCUGCCAGUUCUCCAGUCCUCAGGCAGAUGAGCUCACAGAAUUCACCUAGCAGAUUAAAUAUACAACCAGCAAAAGCUGAGUCCAAAGAUAACAAAGAGAUUGCAUCCAUUUUAAAUGAAAUGAUUCAGUCUGACAACAGCUCUAGUGAUGGCAAACCUCUGGAUUCUGGGCUUCUGCAUAACAAUGACAGACUCUCAGAUGGAGACAAUAAAUACUCUCAAACCAGUCACAAACUAGUGCAGCUUUUGACAACAACUGCAGAGCAGCAGCUGCGGCAUGCUGAUAUAGACACAAGUUGCAAAGAGGUACUGUCUUGCUCAGGCACUUCCAGCUCUGCCUCUGCUAACUCCUCAAGCGGUUCUUGCCCCUCCUCUCAUAGCUCGCUGACAGAGCGGCACAAGAUUUUGCACCGGCUCCUCCAGGAGGGUAGCCCCUCGGAUAUCACCACUUUGUCUGUUGAGCCUGAUAAAAAGGACAGUUCAUCUACUUCUGUAUCCGUGACUGGACAGGUACAAGGGAGCUCGAGUGUGAAACUAGAACUGGAUGCUUCAAAGAAAAAAGAAUCAAAAGACCAUCAGCUCCUACGAUAUCUUUUAGAUAAAGAUGAGAAAGAUUUAAGAUCAACUCCAAACCUGAGCCUGGAUGAUGUAAAAGUGAAAGUGGAAAAGAAAGAACAGAUGGAUCCUUGUAACACAAACCCCACCCCAAUGACCAAACCUGCUCCUGAGGAAAUUAAACUGGAGUCCCAGAGCCAGUUUACAGCUGACCUUGACCAGUUUGAUCAGUUACUACCCACGCUGGAGAAGGCAGCCCAGUUGCCAGGCUUAUGUGAGCCAGAGAGGAUGGAUGGUGCGGUCACCAGUGUAACCGUCAAAUCGGAGACCCUGCCCACUUCACUUCAGUCCACCACUGCCAGACCCACUUCCAGGCUGAAUAGAUUGCCAGAGCUGGAAUUGGAAGCAAUUGAUAACCAAUUUGGACAGCCAGGAACAGGUGAUCAGAUUCCAUGGGCAAAUAAUACAGUGACUGCUGUAAAUCAGAAUAAACCAGAAGACCAGUGUAUUAGUUCACAAUUAGAUGAGCUUCUCUGUCCACCAACAACAGUAGAAGGAAGAAAUGAUGAGAAGGCUCUUCUUGAACAGCUAGUGUCCUUCCUCAGCGGCAAAGAUGAAACUGAGCUAGCUGAACUAGAUAGAGCUCUGGGAAUUGACAAACUCGUCCAGGGAGGUGGAUUAGAUGUCUUAUCAGAGAGAUUUCCACCACAACAAGCAACACCACCUUUGAUGAUGGAAGAAAGACCCAACCUUUAUUCCCAGCCUUACUCUUCUCCUUCACCUACUGCCAAUCUUUCUAGCCCUUUCCAAGGCAUGGUCAGGCAAAAACCUUCAUUGGGGACUAUGCCUGUCCAAGUGACACCUCCCCGAGGCGCUUUUUCACCCGGCAUGGGCAUGCCACCCCGGCAGACUCUGAACAGACCUCCAGCGGCGCCCAACCAGCUGCGGCUUCAGCUUCAGCAGCGCUUGCAGGGGCAACAGCAGUUGAUCCACCAAAAUCGGCAAGCUAUCUUGAACCAGUUUGCAGCAAACGCUCCUGUUGGCAUCAAUAUGAGAUCAGGCAUGCAGCAGCAAAUUACACCUCAGCCACCCCUGAACGCCCAAAUGUUAGCACAGCGCCAGCGGGAGUUGUACAGCCAACAGCACCGACAGAGGCAGCUAAUACAGCAGCAAAGAGCCAUGCUCAUGAGGCAACAAAGCUUUGGGAACAACCUCCCUCCCUCAUCUGGACUGCCAGUUCAAAUGGGGAAUCCCCGUCUUCCUCAGGGUGCUCCGCAGCAAUUUCCCUACCCCCCAAACUAUGGUACAAAUCCAGGAACCCCACCUGCUUCAACCAGCCCAUUUUCACAACUGGCAGCAAAUCCUGAGUCAACCUUGGCCAACCGCAACAGCAUGGUGAACAGAGGCAUGGCAGGAAACAUGGGAGGACAGUUUGGCACUGGAAUCAAUCCUCAGAUGCAGCAGAAUGUCUUCCAGUAUCCAGGAUCAGGAAUGGUUCCCCAAGGUGAGGCCAACUUUGCUCCAUCUCUGAGCCCGGGGAGCUCCAUGGUGCCGAUGCCAAUUCCUCCUCCUCAGAGCUCUCUGCUCCAGCCAACUCCACCUUCUUCUGGGUACCAGUCACCAGACAUGAAGGCCUGGCAGCAAGGUGCAAUGGGAAACAACAAUUAUUCAGAAGAAAACCUCUAUCUCCUCUCAUGUCCCACAUCAGACAGCCCAUCAACAGAUCCUGCCAGCUUCUUAGCAGCUCUCACUUCUUCCCUGCCCCAUUUGGACACUUCAGUGCCAGCCACCAUCAUCUUUGCCCUGGACUGUUGAAGGAGCUUCCGGUCUCCCUGCUUCCACCCUUGCUCCUCUGCAGUGCAAUCUCCACGUGGAGGCCAGGUGAUGCUUUUCAAACGUGAGCGGUAUGGCAGUCCUUCACUCACAACUCACCAGCUGACUCAGAAUGCAGGAUAGGGCCUGUGAAGCCCACAUAAUCUUGUUCCUGGGUCCCUUUCUGACCUCAGCUGCUAUUCCCAUCACUCAGUUUGCACACUGGUAUCUGUUUAUUCUUCUGUUCCUCACAUGUGCCAAGUACAUUGCAAACUCAGGGCCUUUGCGUUUUUAAAUCCCUCUGUCAGAAUGUUCUCCUCACAGUAGCCACAUGGUUUGCUCUCUCACACUUCAAGUCUCUCCUUAAAUGUCACCUUAUUAGACAUAGAUAUUAAAUGUCACCAUAUUAAACUUCCCUGACCAUCGUUUCUAAAACAACAGCAGUUUCCACCCCCUCAUCCCUUUGUUCCCUUCUGUAUUUCUCUUCAUAGUCCUUACCACCUGACAUAUUGUGUGUUAGUCCGUUUGUUUGUGGUCUGUCUCUUCCAACUAGAAUAUAAUCAUCCUAAGAGCAAAACUUUGUUUACUUGGGUAUGUCCACCCUUAAUGGUGAGCACUUAAUGUACAUCUUUUGAGUGAAUGAGUACAAAAAUUCCCUGUCUUACCUCAGUCGCUUCUUGGGUUCAGAUUCAAAUGUGGGCUUCAAUUUUUGUUGUACUUUGUUUUUGUGAACUUUGAUUUAGCCAAAUCAUUUGAAAAAGAAAAUAGUUGUCACCAAGUCUCCAAGCAUUCACACUUGCUUACUUGCUUCAUUAGUCAACAUAGGCAGCAUGCAUUUUGUGACCCCUUGCUGUUUAUCUUGCACAGCACAAGCUACCACAGGGAACUGGGGUCAACUGCCCUUGCUGUCAAGUUACCAAGAGUCCAGUUGGUGACAGCAGUAAAUGGAGAGAAGUAACACAUGAAACAAAGAAUCAUUUAGUAGAAUGAUGGAAUAGAGUUCAGAGACUGUGUAAUGUAAUUCUUUUUCAUGAUCUCUCCGGUGGCAAGAAAAAUAAAGGGUUAAACCAAACCUCUCUGUCCUGGAACAGUGCAGAUUUGUAACACUAGUUGCUAGGAAGAGUCUGAGCGCUUGUUAGCAUUUUAAAGCCUAGGAAAGCCUGUUGUUUAACCCUUUGUUUUUAGACUUACAUGACCUGGAGCACCUCCCUGCUUGUUAAUAAUACCUCUAAUACCUAUGGAAGCCACUUCAGGCCGAAGUCUUCAUCCUUACCUUCCCCCUCCCCACCACGAUUUAGGGGCUUCCAAAUACCUGGUGCUAGUGUAAGAAACUGUAGUAACUGCCAUGGGGCUGACCAAGAAAGCAGAGGGAGGGAGAAUUUCUUUGCACCUUGGGCCUAAGGUGCCGGGGAACCCCAUGGUUCUGAGACCUAGAACAGUGAUUGAUGCUGCAGAGGGCUUGGUCUUCUUCCCAUAAUGGAAGAAACUAAAAUGGAACUAUUGGCAAGAGCAGUUUGAAUGAACUUAAGCUAAUAUAAGUCCCAAGAAUAAAUGUGAAAAGAAAUUAAAUCCUAAACUUUUUUCACUAAGUAUGACAUCAUUGCAGUCCUUGAAGCUUCUGCAUGCAUUAACUUAACAUAGCCCUGAGUUGAGCCUUCACAGUGGGGAUUUAUGGAUCAGUUGACAAAUGAGCAUUGUCUGGGGCAGAAAUGUUCUCAUUAGAAAAUGGGCAGCAAACUAAUAGGUUUUUCCUCACCUUUAGUUGUGGGGACACUGCCUCACAAGCGUCACACUGUACAGACAUUAAUGGUUCAAAGAUGUAUUAUUGACCAUUUCCUAGGCAUAUAAUUUUCUUUGAGCAUUUGUGUUUUAUAAUUACUUGGGGAAAAUUUGCUGCUUUUCUUCAGACAUGAUGAAUAGGCUGUUUCUCAGUCUGUUAAUUUUAGCAUGAUUACCUUAAUCUACCAGAAACUAUAAAUGUCAGUAUAUCCUGUUUACCUCCCAGGAGCUAGCAAGGAAUAGAUAAGGGAUAGAUAAGUCACUGAUGGGGUAAAUAAUUUUUAGAAAUCAAAUUCUCCAGAAUUAACAUUAAAAUAGGUGGAAUUCUGUGCUCGCUUCGGCAGCACAUAUACUAAAAUUGGAACGAUACAGAGAAGAUUAGCAUGGCCCCUGUGCAAGGAUGACACGCAAAUUUGUGAAGCGUUCCAAAUUUUAAAUAAAAAAAAUAAAAUAAAAUAGGUGGAAUUCAAUCAGUAGUUUAUUGUUUAACAACUGAUAAUCUUAAAACAUUUGGUGUUUUGUAGAACUUGUAAAAGACACAAUUCAUAUCAUUUUCCUUUAGAUGUGUAUAUCUGUAUCAUUUAGAAUUUGGGAGCUCAAAUAUAAAGUUUCAAGUUGUAUUUACUUGGAGGUUAUUCCAUUCUGUUCUACCUACUAAGAGAAACAGUCCAAACUAUAACAACAGUCCAGAAUUAGGCCAUAAAGAAGGAAGUCAGUAAAACAAGCCCUCUGAAAAACAUAAUUGCCCUUGCAUUUUGCUUCUGGAAAAGACAUAAAGCCACCUUCUGGCCUGAGAAGACCUUUGGAGUCUUUAAAAACAUUACAUUUGCCAAAUAAAAAUAUCUGGUUAUAUUCCUCUUAGUUUAUAGCAUAGUGAAAGCAACCAGAAGCUGAAUCCUUGAGAAGCGACAGCAAGCUCUACAACAUUGAAUAAAGGCCCUUGAGUCUUAAUGUGCAUAAAUAGUUAGAAAUGUGACUUUCUGUGCCUACCCUCAGAAACUGAUUCACUAGGGCUGGAGUAAGGCCUGGGGGUCCCAGUUCUCAAAGAGUCCCAGGGAAUUCUCUUCAUACGGUCUCUGGACUUCCCUUAGAAAAACAUUGGUGUAGAUACCAGAAAAUCUAUAAAUAAGAAGCAGUCCAGACCUCAUCAGUUGACAGCACUGAGUAAUAAUAACCCAUGUCCAUAAUUCACAAAAAUAAAGAUAUUUACUGAGUGCUUGUCAUGUGUCACUUAUUACUAGAGACAAGGAAUGAGUGGAACAAGAUAGUACUGUUCACCUUAAGUGUUAAGUCUAAGAAGGUGUACAAGCAAUCAUAGUAUAAGAAUGCCAUCUUUGAAUCAUGGAUUCCUUUGUUAAUUCAUUCCGUGAACAUUUAUUGAACAUUGAUAUAUGUCCCAGGCAUUUUGCUUAAAUAGAACAUUCUUGGUUUAUGAAGAUAAAAUAGUAUAAUAAAUUUUAGAAUGAUUUUGAUUGUUAAAUGAGUAUAUUACAGUUAUCUGGAAGAUGCACUUAUGUGGAAAACUUUCUUAAUUAUUCAGCUAAUUGGAACUUAACAACUCUGAUACCAGGUCAGAUAAUUGUAACUUAAAACGAGCUCUCUGUAGUUAUUAAAUCCUUUGGGCAGAGGUCAAAAUUCAUCUGAAUUACACUCAAUUUCUAUAUAUUGUAAUAAGAUAUAAAGUCUUAACAUGUAGUUUAAGAAUGUAAAAUCUUUUCUUUGGAAUUGUAUCUAAUACUCAAGAAACAGUUCAGUCACAUUACCCCCGUGUUCACGAUCUGUGGAUGUAAUUGGGAUUGUUUUUGAG
Molecule: messenger RNA, 7615 nt
Organism: Callorhinus ursinus (northern fur seal)
Lineage: Eukaryota; Metazoa; Chordata; Mammalia; Carnivora; Otariidae
Gene: NCOA1
Product: nuclear receptor coactivator 1
Biological process (GO): positive regulation of transcription by RNA polymerase II; cellular response to hormone stimulus
Cellular component (GO): nucleus
Molecular function (GO): protein dimerization activity; nuclear receptor binding
Source: RefSeq, a predicted model, not a curated record